Molecule: messenger RNA, 390 nt
Organism: Pan troglodytes (chimpanzee)
Lineage: Eukaryota; Metazoa; Chordata; Mammalia; Primates; Hominidae
Product: striatin-like
Exons: 1
Coding region: 1-390 (129 amino acids)
Biological process (GO): signal transduction
Cellular component (GO): dendrite
Molecular function (GO): armadillo repeat domain binding; protein-containing complex binding; actin binding
Source: RefSeq, a predicted model, not a curated record
AUGGCCGUGGCCAGUACCAAGAGUCGGUGGGAGACGGAUGAGGUACAGGCUCAGUCUGCGGCCAAGACUCUGUCCUGCAAGGAUAUUGUGGCUGGAGACAUGAGCAAGAAAAGCCUCUGGGAGCAGAAGGGAGGCUCCAAGACCUCAUCAACAAUUAAGGCCCAGAUUGCCUUCCUACAGGGAGAAAGGAAGGGCCAAGAAAAUUUGAAGAAGGAUCUUGUGAGGAGGAUCAAAAUGUUGGAGUAUGCUCUUAAACAGAAAAGAGCCAAAUGCCACAAGUUGAAAUAUGGGACACAAUUGAAUCAGGGAGAUAUGAAGCCUCCAAGCUAUGAUUCUGAUGAAGGUGAUGAAACAGAAGUGCAGCCACAACAAAACAGCCAGUUAAUGUGA